Molecule: messenger RNA, 346 nt
Organism: Camellia sinensis
Lineage: Eukaryota; Viridiplantae; Streptophyta; Magnoliopsida; Ericales; Theaceae
Source: RefSeq, a predicted model, not a curated record
AGAAACUACUUUUGCAUGGAUGAAUCAACUUAUGCAUCUAGGCUUUAAAAGGCCCCUGACUGAGAAGGAUAUAUGGAAACUGGACACAUGGGACCGAACUGAAACACUGAAUAGCAAGUUCCAGCAAUGUUGGGCUGAGGAAUCUCGGAGGUCUAAACCAUGGCUUUUAAGGGCAUUAAAUUGUAGCCUUGGGGGAAGGUUUUGGUGGGGAGGUGUUUGGAAGGUAAUGAGCUCCUUAAACAACUGUUUCAUUAGGACCUCGGUUAUUUAAGUUAAAAAUCUUGCAUCUGAUUUAGGAGCAUAAUAUUUACAUGCAUGUGGUUUUUAUGAUAUUCUUAACAAAUUU